Racocetra fulgida is the source of this 160-nucleotide messenger RNA. The record is from the annotation of a GenBank genome assembly. Lineage: Eukaryota; Fungi; Glomeromycota; Glomeromycetes; Diversisporales; Gigasporaceae.
AUGGCAGGACAAGCUGCUGGAAGUGUAGCAGAACAAGUACUAUCCGGUAUAAAAACUGUAGUAGCAUUUGGUGGGCAAAAAUUUGAACUUGAACGUUAUACUGCGCAAUUAGAACGCGCGUAUAUUAUGGGAAGGAAAAAAGCAUUUGUUAGUGGUUUAG